UCAAAAUGAAAGCAAUUGAUGGAUUUCUCCCAUGGCUGCUUCUUCAUCUUAUCUGUAACAAAGUUUUGACAACUACCCUCUCGUCAACGAAAGAGACUGAGCCCUCAGAGUCGUUUCCGACAUAUUCUACUGAGUCUACCAUUUUAUCUACACAAACAUUUCCGCCAGCCUCCGUAUCCUGUUAUAUAUCCUUUGAUGGGGAGAAAGAAGGCAAUUUCGAAGAUAAAAUUACCAUGUCAUCAUUUGACGGACCAUUUAUGAUUAAUACACCUACUAAAGCGCCGACGCAGUAUACCACAGCUAUUACAGUCAACACAGCUACAGGCACACCUGCAAUUGCGAGUGCAACUGAUCCCACAGUUACACCCAUAACGACGCCCUUAAGCACACCCAUAACCACACCUUUAACCACACCAAUAACCACACCCAAAACCUCACCAACGGUUUCACCCACCACUUGUGUUGAAUAUAAGCAGUGGAAAAUCACUGUUCCGACAGGAAACUAUAUAGAGAUGACUAUCAAGAAAAUGAAUCUUCGACCAUGGGCGUGUUUGUUCGAGACAUAUAUCAUUGUCAGAGAUGGGCAUUCUUUGUCCGACAAUAUCCUCGCGAUUCUUUGUGAAGCGAGCACUACACCUCACCGCCUAGCGUCUAGUGGCGAUAAAAUGAUUGUAGAGAGAUAUGGAAAAUUGGGAUCUAGCGAAAGUACGGGGUUUGAAGCCAGCUUUAAGGCAAAACCUUUAAAAACUGGAGGUUAG
This is a messenger RNA of Pocillopora damicornis (cauliflower coral), 758 nucleotides long. RefSeq lists its product as uncharacterized. Gene Ontology annotation, biological process: adenylate cyclase-activating G protein-coupled receptor signaling pathway; hormone-mediated signaling pathway; activation of adenylate cyclase activity. NCBI's taxonomy places the organism in Eukaryota, Metazoa, Cnidaria, Anthozoa, Scleractinia, Pocilloporidae. The record is from RefSeq and is a predicted model, not a curated record. Gene Ontology annotation, cellular component: plasma membrane. Gene Ontology annotation, molecular function: protein binding; G protein-coupled peptide receptor activity.